AGUUAAUGUUGAUUAAUGAAACAGAUCAGAUAAUGCUAAAAGGUACUUUAAAUCAUCUAAAUGUGUAUUAUAUUAUCUAUGAUAAUACUGUUAAUGAAUCUUGGUCAUUUAAAACUAAAUUCGUUGUUUAGCAUUCAUGUAAGUCAUUGUAUUAUGGUAAUACUGCGUGGCAGACGACGCGCGGCUCUUUCUCUGACAUUCGUUUAUUUGACCUUGGGAAACAUGAAAGCCCUGAUUCUGGUGGGAGGAUACGGCACCAGAUUACGUCCUCUCACCCUGAGCAGACCAAAACCUUUGGUGGAGUUUGCUAACAAACCAAUUGUAUUGCAUCAGAUUGAAGCCUUAGUUCAAGCUGGAGUAACUCAAGUGGUUCUGGCUGUGUCUUAUCAUGCAGAACAGAUGGAACAAGAACUAGCUCAAGAAGCUCAAAAGUUAGGGAUCCAGAUCACCUUCUCAUUAGAAGAGGAACCUUUGGGAACUGCUGGACCAAUCAAACUUGCCCAAUCUAUAUUGGCCUCCAAUGAUGAACCAUUUUUUGUUCUGAAUUCUGAUGUCAUUUGUGAUUUUCCAUUCACCCAGAUGGUCAAGUUUCACAGGCAGCAUGGCCGUGAGGGAACUAUAAUGGUGACUAAAGUGGAGGAGCCUUCCAAGUAUGGUGUUGUUAUUUGUGAUGAAACUGGCAAGAUUGAUAGUUUUGUAGAGAAGCCUCAAGAAUUUGUGUCAAACAAAAUUAAUGCUGGCAUGUACAUAUUUAAUCCUUCAGUUCUGAAAAGGAUUGAGUGCCGUCCAAUGAGCAUUGAAAAGGAAGUGUUUCCAUACAUGGCCAGUGAUGGCCAGUUAUAUGCACAGGAACUUCAAGGCUUCUGGAUGGAUAUUGGUCAGCCCAAGGACUUAACUGGAAUGUGUUUAUAUCUCAACUCUUGUUAAACAAGCAACACUGCCAAACUGUAUAAAGGUCCAGGUGUUGUUGGCAAUGUCUGUGACCCUUCUGCACAAAUUGGGAAAAACUGUCGCAUUGGUCCCAACGUAACUAUUGGUCCAGAUGUUGUAAUUGAAGAUGGAGCCUGCAUCAAGAGAUGUACCAUUUUACGGGGGGCAACCAUAAAGUCGCACACGUGGCUAGAGAACUGCAUUAUUGGAUGGAAAUGCAUUGUUGGUCAAUGGGUAAGGAUGGAAAAUGUGUCUGUGCUAGGUGAAGAUGUAAUUGUCAAAGAUGAAUUGUAUAUCAAUGGUGGGAUGGUGUUGCCACAUAAGAGUAUAGCAACUUCUGUCCUAGAACCAAAAAUUAUAAUGUAAAUUAGUGUUUCAGCAGUUUUUGUUUUGUGAUUUUUCAUUAUUACUAGAGUUACUUUCAUAAUAGCUACCACACUGAAAAAGUAGAGUAGUAAAGGUUCUCAAUUUUUUGAGAUUCAGCUUUGUGAUAUGACUUUAUCAACCUGAUAUAUUUACCAUUAUCAGCAUUUGUAAAUUUCAACUUUAAUUGGUCAUUUUAAAGUUUUAGUUAUUUAAUCCCCUCCUCAUAAUUUCAUCUUUGUACAUAUCUGUUAGAAGGCAUAUUCUUCAACAAGUUCCAUUCAAAAUCCUUUUGAGCUUCCAUUCAUUCAGAUAGGCAAAUAUUAAUUUCUUGGCUGGAAAUUUUACUGUUGGGUAGUGAUUAGCAAAAUAAAUUUUGGUGGUAGCCUGUUGAAGGUUUGGAUGAAUUAAAUAAUCACGAUGUAUAUUCAUCCAAUCUUGAAAAAUUUGUAUUGCAGAACUUAUAUAUGUAACAGAUAUUCUCAGCAAAAUGAAGAAAAAUCCAAAUAUUUGGGAAUGUAUUUAACUGGAAGAAUGACUUUAGUAGUUCCUUUUCUGGAGAUACACCUAAUUUACUUUUAUUUUAGAUGUAUGAUACUCUGUUUAUCAGCAUAAGAAAAUUCCAGAACAGUUAUAAAUUAAUUUCUAGGAGAAUAAAGUUUCCAUGACAAACUGGAAGAAGAACUUUUAAGAUUUCUUUAAUUAAGGUGCAGCUUGAAACCUUUGGUUUUAAAGAAAUAAAAAGAUGGUACUGUAGUUGAAUUAUGCUUAUGUGUACAUAAAACCUCACCAUCUAUUCAGGUUGAGGAAUCACAAGUGCUUCCAUCCUGUAGGUCUUCGUUUGUUAUUCAUGUGCAAUAUAUAUUACAUUAGAUAAUGGAAAAGAUAUGACCUGUAUAAUACACUACACUUUAUACAUUGUAAUGAGGUGUGUGGAACUUUGAAUAAAUUCUCAUGUUCAGCUUUAUAAACUACAGAUUAGAUAACCAACAGUAGAUGUUUUAAAUAUAAUUUUGUUGAAUUAAUACACAGUAGUGUUACAUAAAUUUUCUCUACUAAAAUUCAAGUACGCAAUCCUCAAGUUAGAAAAGAAUAUUGACUAAUUAUGCAUGAGCAGGGAGUUUAGGAAAAAAAACAAAAAAAGUGUGGUUCUUGAAUUUUUUAUAUAGUUAUUUUUGGUGUUAAUACUUCAUAUUUUUAUUAUGUAUUAACUUGCAUAGUGUUUCUCAUGCACACCAUUUUCUACUAUUACUUUUUUUAAUGGGUUAUGCACUAUCAUUGACAAUGGAUAUUCUGCACCAAAAAGUUUAAUGCUAUGAACCCAACAUAUUCACAAGUUACAGGGCCAAUUUUUUCCAAAUAUUCUGGGAAGAUCCCUCAUGAAAAAAUAAGAGAAACAGUAUUCUUUAUUUACCUUUGUAUAUUUUUUCAUAACUGAAUUAUUGUCCAGCAUAAGCACAGUGCUGUAUAACAAUUUCAUAUUGAAGGUAUACCAGUGCCUUUUAAAUACAUUCAUUUUGUACUUAAAAUUCCAGAAUCACAGAUCAUUAUCAUUAACACUUAUAUAUUUAAGGGUAUUACCAGAUAAUAAUAGUAAUAAUAAUGAUGAUAAAUCAUAAUAUAGAUGUCAUGAGGGACCUUGUGCACUUGGCUCAGAAGUCCAUCUUUUGUGAAUAUUGGACGUUAUUGUUGUAUAGUAGCAUGGGUAUUUGUGUAGUAAAUUUUUAUACAAGCACGUGGUGAAAGUCUGAUUUUUUUAAUUGUAUGAAGAUACAUGCUUAAAAAUAAUCUUUAUCCUGUAUGGUUAAUUUGUAAGGAACUUUUACUCAGUUUGAUGUUUAGUAUGAUUAGGCUUAUUUUCACACUAUAAAUAUUAUUGGCACUUAGAACACUUCUCAUGAAAUAUAUUUUAAUAGUUUUUUAUCUGAUAUAAGAACUGACCCUUUGGGUCAACCCUGUGACAGGUAAAAUUCUUUUAAUUAAUUUAACAAUUUAUUAAUUUUUGUGAAAAAGUAUUCAUCAGAAAUCACAAGUAACAUUAUGACAUGUAUACUACACAGUAUUUACAGGAGAAAAGUUGGUAUUGUGUUAGAUAUUUUAAAAUUGCUUCAUACUACUGUCUGAUGCUUUGUUAAAGUACAUUAGUAUAGUUAAUUGAUUAUAAUGUGGCUUGGUUUUUCUCAUUUUAUUUCCCGUUGACAUGAGCUAACAGAAUCUGCAAUUUGAAGUAGUAUGUGUGUUAUCGUUGAGGCCUAUUCUUUCUCAACAUGGAUAAAAAAAAUUGUUAUUUUCAUACAGUGAAAGAGGUGACCAAUAAUGAAUAUUUCUCUAUCCACUAACUUUUUCGCUUGAUUAGUUUCUAUGAUUUUUAAUUAAGUUUGGUAUAGUGUGCCUUAUUUUUUAUGAAUAUUAAAUUACUGCCCUGGUAGUAUUAUCAAACUAAAGUUAUGUUCAAUUUUAUGUAAAACCUUUCCAGGAAGCUUUCUCUGUAUUUGAAAAAGUCCAAAGUUGAGUGAUUUAAAGAAAAAGUACCUCAAUCCAUGACUGGCAGUACUUGAAUUAUAUAAAAAUAUUUUUAGACCACUAGCUAGUGCACACUUGGACUAGAGAAAAGUAAGCCCUCCUGAAUUAGUGUGUUCUGUUUGAUACAUUUAUGAGAAAUUUUUAAAUGUUUUUACAGUGAAUGACUUGGAAGCAAACUGUACAUUCAGCCUUAGUUGAGGAAUGGUUCACUUACCAAAUAAUUAUUUUAAUAAGAAUUUUUUUAAUAGCAUUUUUUUAUACAGUACUCCAUUACUCCAAUAUGUAUAAUGUUCAUGUUAAAAUCAUAUUUUUAGAAGUGAAAUUAUAUAUGUCCAAUUUUGCAUUUCUGAUAUAGUCGAUAUAUGUAUUAGUAUAAGUUACUUUCUAAAAAUUUGAUAAAUCACAAAAAUAAUAGCCAAGUCAUUUGUUGCCGACCUCCAUAUUUAUGUAACCUAAACAGUAACCAUAUACUAUAGGAAGUGGAUUAAUAAUGUUACAGAAGACUGUAGAUAUUACUUUAUACCUAUUAGUGUUACAUGCAACUGUUUCAUAUAGUAUUUUCCUUAAGUAAUCAGAGCUUUCAUUUUAUGGGACAUUUCUGCAGUAGCCAGUAGCAUUCAGUGAAAAUGAUGAUCUAGUUAGUUUUAAAAUAGUUGUGGAAAUUUUUUUAAAAUUAGAAUGUGUUAAUAUUGUUGUUUGGGUUUAAUGAACAUUAAUUUACAGCAUCCCGUACCAGGGAGUUUAACUUGGAACACUUCAGAGCUAACAAAAAAAUAGGACAAUACUGUAUUAGAUUUUGGACCCUCAAGCAAAGAUCAGAAGGAAUGAUAAUCCUGUUUUCACUUAUUUUUGAGUUUUAAAAAUUUUUAUUCAUUUGCAACUGUCUAGAUUGUUUAGGUAACCUUGGAUAUACCUGUGUAGCUUGGGAAGUCUCAUAACCUUGUGUGCAUGUAGAAGUGACUCAGGAUUAAGUAGUACGUAUACUCGACAUAUAAUUUUGAGGCAAUUGUUCAAGGACUUGCUCAAUAUUUAAUAUAGCAUUAUGUAUGAAAAAUAAUAAAGUUACAGUAGUGUUUCAAACACCAUUUAACCUUUCCCAGUCCAUGCAGACUGUCCAAAUGGAAAAAUCCCAUUUCAAAUCUGCACUUAUUGUUCAGUUCAAAAUAAUGCUGUAAACUUCCUGAUCCAUUAUAAAAAUUUUAUCUUAUUCCAGAGUACGUAAAUACUAUGAUAAUGAAAUUAAUUUAAAAAUGGUGAAGUUCUCAUGAUGUUUCCUUGAAUGUGAAAGGCUAAUAGACAUUCAAAAAUGCAGUUGUUACAGGCCUACCCACAGUUUUUUUUAUGGGGGGGGGUCGUUCAACCCGGCCCCCCUUGGUAUAGGCCUGUGUUAGUGUCCUGUAUUGAUUGUGCCUUAAAAUUAGAAGUCAAGAUUUUUGCACAAUUCCAGAGGCCUGCUUACUUGUAUCCCUUUGGAAUAGAGUUGUUUUCACAAUUGUUUAAUGAAGCUAUUUCUUUGUCUCUUACAAAGCUAGUACUAUUAUCUUUGUUGCUGUAACUAUCUUGAUUAAUGCUAUCAUCUUUCUCAUAUUGAGAAGUAUUAUUUAUCUGCAGUAUUUGUGCCGGUAAAGGAAUUAAUAAUCAUUUGUAUAUUUGCAAUAA
Molecule: messenger RNA, 5475 nt
Organism: Macrobrachium nipponense
Lineage: Eukaryota; Metazoa; Arthropoda; Malacostraca; Decapoda; Palaemonidae
Gene: Gmppb
Product: mannose-1-phosphate guanyltransferase beta-like
Biological process (GO): GDP-mannose biosynthetic process
Cellular component (GO): cytoplasm
Molecular function (GO): mannose-1-phosphate guanylyltransferase (GTP) activity; GTP binding
Source: RefSeq, a predicted model, not a curated record